This is a messenger RNA of Photinus pyralis (common eastern firefly), 1465 nucleotides long. RefSeq lists its product as uncharacterized. The coding region runs from base 146 to 1339 and encodes 397 amino acids. NCBI's taxonomy places the organism in Eukaryota, Metazoa, Arthropoda, Insecta, Coleoptera, Lampyridae. The record is from RefSeq and is a predicted model, not a curated record. The transcript is spliced from 2 exons.
UGGAAUCAGUUCAGUCCAUGACCUUGAUCAGGAAUUGACUGAUCGCAAACUGAUGGACUCCCUUCAAUGGUUACAUGAUCAUUCAGACUGAUAUCAGUCUAAUUGAGAACGGGCUAGAAUAAACACAUAUUCCGUGUUAAAAACUAUGGAUAUUCGUAAAAAAAAAGCUGCUAUUGCAAUAAUAAUUGCUGUGAGUGCAACAAAACGUCGCAUUAGGAAACGGUGGACUAAAGAGUGGCUACUGAAAAGAGAUCAGUAUACGCAUUUGAAGUUGUUGACUGAAAUAAGAAACGCAGAAGAAGAGGAAGACUACGCAAAUUAUUUUCGAAUGAAAGAGGCCUGCUUUGACGACUUGUUGGAAAUGGUGAAGCCAUAUUUGACGAAAAAAGAUACGAUUAUGAGGAAGGCGAUAAGUGCGGAAGAGAGAUUGGCUGUCACUUUAAGGUACCUUGCUACCGGUAGGAACAUUCAAGAUUUAAAAUUCUCGGUUAUAAUGUCACCAGCUGCUAUCAGUAAGGCAAUAAUGGACACAUGUCAAGCGCUGCUUUAUGUUCUUCAAUCUUACAUAAAGAUGCCAAUGACAGAGGAAGAUUGGAAAGAGAUUGCUUCUGAUUUUGGGGAAACAUAUCAGUUUUGGAACUGCUUAGGGGCUUUGGACGGCAAGCACGUUGCAGUUCAAAAACCGGCACAUUCUGGAGCAUUAUACCGCAACUACAAAGGUCAUUUCAGCAUAGUUCUCAUGGCGUUAGUUAACUCCAAGAAACAAUUUAUCAUGAUAGAUGUUGGUGCUAAUGGCCGAAUAUCCGAUGGUGGGGUACUAUUCUAUACUAAAUUCUGGGAGCUGUAUCAAAGAAGUGACUUAAAUAUACCAGAUCCAGCGCCUCUGCCAAAUAUAGAAGAACCAUUUCCUUACGUUUUCAUAUCAGAUGAAGCUUUUGCGCUCGGAAAACAUUUAAUGAAGCCCUACCCACAGAAUGCGUGCAAUAAUGAGCGAAAAACAUUCAAUUAUCGAUUAUCACGUGCUAGAUCAGUUGUAGAAGGUGCCUUUGGGAUACUCAGAUCAAAAUUUGGAAUUUUCCACAAAGCAAUAUGUUUCGAGCCCAAAAAGGCUGCAACUAUAGUAGCAGCGAGCUGUUAUUUACACAAUUACUUGAUGAAAACACAGCCAAGGCUUUAUUUAGCAUCAAACUGGAGAAUCACAAACGCAGAUAAUACUGCAUUACGUGAUUUGGAGCCAGCUAGCAUUCGAAAUUCAACAAGUGAUGCGAAAACAAUAAGAGAAAAAUUUUGUCAUUACUUUAAUAAUGAAGGUAAAUUUCAUUUUCGCAAAAGCGAUUAAGUUAUUGUUCUCAGAAUUACCAACCAGAAUUUUACUACUUUUACUUUACUUUUGCUAAUAAUUUUCUGAAUCAAACGAACAAAUUCCAUACAAUGUAAAUUUGUCAAGGAAAUAAAUUACAUAUUA